Messenger RNA from Populus nigra (black poplar), 2034 nucleotides. RefSeq names its product phospho-2-dehydro-3-deoxyheptonate aldolase 1, chloroplastic-like. Lineage: Eukaryota; Viridiplantae; Streptophyta; Magnoliopsida; Malpighiales; Salicaceae. Gene Ontology annotation, molecular function: 3-deoxy-7-phosphoheptulonate synthase activity. Gene Ontology annotation, biological process: aromatic amino acid biosynthetic process. The record is from RefSeq and is a predicted model, not a curated record. The coding region runs from base 89 to 1660 and encodes 523 amino acids. The transcript is spliced from 5 exons.
ACACCCCCUCCCCCCUCUCUAAAAAACUGUUUCAAGAAAUAUUUAGAGAGAGAAAGAAGGAAAGGAAGCAUUAAACUUUAAGAAAAAAAUGACUCUUUCAACUCUCUCAUCAAAAUCUCUCUACAGCAAUGCCAACAACCUCCUUAAACAAAACCAACAACAACCACCCACUUUCUCUUUUGUCCCUGGAAACAAAACCCACAUGUCAAAAUCCCACCUUUCAAUCUCUGCCGUCGCUGCCGAGCGCACCAAGAAUUCAGUGGCAGUGAAGGCUGCCCCAGGGACUGGAAAAUGGUCCUUGGAGAGUUGGAAAACGAAGAAAGCAUUGCAGCUACCAGAAUACCCUGAUGCUCAUGAGCUUCAGUCAGUUUUGAAGACUAUUGAGGCGUUUCCUCCAAUAGUUUUUGCUGGAGAAGCAAGGAAUUUAGAGGAGAGGCUUGCUGAGGCUGCAAUGGGGAAUGCUUUUUUGUUGCAAGGUGGUGAUUGUGCUGAGAGUUUCAAGGAGUUUAGUGCCAUUAAUAUAAGGGAUACGUUUAGAAUUAUGCUUCAGAUGAGUGUUGUGCUAAUGUUUGGAGGUCAAAUGCCUAUCAUUAAGGUGGGAAGAAUGGCAGGUCAAUUUGCAAAGCCAAGAUCAGAUCCAUUUGAGGAUAAGGAUGGAGUGAAGCUGCCAAGUUACAAAGGGGACAAUAUAAAUGGAGAUGCUUUUGAUAAGAAGUCACGAAUUCCAGACCCACAGAGAUUGAUAAGAGCUUAUAGCCAGUCUGCCGCAACUCUCAACCUUCUUAGGGCAUUUGCCACUGGAGGGUAUGCUGCAAUGCAGAGAGUUACACAGUGGAAUCUUGACUUCGCACAGCACAGCGAGCAGGGGGAUAGGUACCAAGAACUAGCUCAACGGGUUGAUGAGGCCUUGGGAUUCAUGGCUGCGGCAGGACUCACAGUGGAUCACCCAAUCAUGACAACUACUGAAUUUUGGACAUCCCAUGAGUGCUUGCAUCUUCCUUAUGAACAAUCCCUCACAAGGCUUGAUUCAACUUCUGGUCUCUAUUAUGACUGCUCUGCUCACAUGCUUUGGUGUGGAGAGCGCACUCGCCAACUGGAUGGUGCCCAUGUGGAGUUCCUGAGAGGAAUUUCCAACCCUAUUGGCAUUAAGGUGAGCAACAAGAUGGAUCCAAAUGAGCUAGUUAAACUCAUUGAAAUCUUGAAUUCUAACAACAAGCCAGGAAGGAUCUCAAUCAUCGUUAGAAUGGGUGCUGAAAAUAUGAGAGUGAAGCUUCCCCACUUGAUCAGAGCUGUCCGUAGAGCAGGACAAAUUGUGACAUGGAUCUGUGAUCCAAUGCAUGGAAACACCAUCAAGGCACCUUGUGGACUCAAAACACGCCCCUUUGAUGCUAUUUUGGCUGAGGGGCGAGCAUUCUUUGAUGUGCAUGAGCAAGAAGGAAGCCAUCCUGGAGGAAUUCAUCUAGAGAUGACUGGCCAGAAUGUGACUGAAUGCAUUGGAGGGUCUCGGACAGUAACUUUUGAUGACUUGAGCUCUCGAUAUCACACACAUUGUGACCCAAGGCUCAAUGCUUCUCAAUCACUUGAGCUCGCUUUUAUCAUUGCUGAGCGACUCAGAAAAAGAAGGGUAGGAACUCAACGUCUGCUUUCCUCGGGCCUGUAGACAACUCCAAAACGCCCGUGUUAUUUGUAUGGGCAUUAGACUAAAUGUAUUUUGUGGUCAAUAAGUUUGCCAUGGAUCAUCUAUCAAACCUUGGUUUGUAGCCACCAUUUAUUGCUGCUGCACUGGUAUAACAACGAAAGCAACUCGAAAAGUCUUGAGAUGAACUGAACAUCUGCAAGAUAUAUCUUCUCCCAUUUCUCAAGCCAAUUCUUUCUGUGAAGGGUUUUUGCUCCUGUGGCUGAUGCGGUGUCCUCUGAGUGGAAGCUGCUAUUUGCAAGGUGUUGCAGAUAACUUGGUCAAUUUGUUUUAAUUUUUAAAUAAGCUUUUAGUUUAUGUAUUUAUGAACCUUUAAUCAAGGAAAGAAAUUUUAAAAA